Messenger RNA from Pisolithus orientalis, 1084 nucleotides. RefSeq lists its product as uncharacterized. Gene Ontology annotation, cellular component: EMC complex. Bases 51 to 764 code for a protein of 237 amino acids. NCBI's taxonomy places the organism in Eukaryota, Fungi, Basidiomycota, Agaricomycetes, Boletales, Pisolithaceae. The transcript is spliced from 8 exons. The record is from RefSeq and is a predicted model, not a curated record.
ACCGCUUCUCCCAAUUACCAGGCGCCGAAUAAGCACGUCCUAAUCCAACAAUGAGGUCCCCGUCACUCCUUAUCCUUUUUUUGGGAUUCUCGCAUAUUGCAUUUGCUGCCGACCUGCUAGGAUUCGUGCAGUGGAACAACGUGUGUCCAAGCUAUGAAGAGCUUGGUGCAACCAAAAUUCUGCUGGAUGCCGGUCGAUAUUCGGCUGGGUUGACGCGAAGUGGUAACUUCUCUAUACCGGACGUUAACCCAGGGGUAUACGUUCUAUCCGUACUUUCUCAUGAUUAUACUUUCGAACAGUUUCGUGUCGAUGUAUCGGACGCGUCCUCUAUACCAGAAGUCAAGUCUUAUGUCUUUGGAACACCACUGUUAUCCCUGUCAGCGGUGACCUUGCCGUACCCCGUUAUUCUGAGUCCUCGCAGCAAGAACAGCUACUUCAAACCACACGAGUCGUUCAGUUUGCUGGGCAUGUUCCGGAACCCUAUGAUGAUGCUCAUGUUGUUCACUGCGGGCAUGAUGUUGGCCAUGCCUUAUAUAAUGAAAAAUCUGGAUCCUCAAAGCCUUGAGGAAAUCAAGAAUAGGCGGGAAAUGGUAGCGAGUAUACAAAACUCGGUGCAAGGUGGGGACCUCAAGUCUGGACUAUCUACCUUAUUGGCUGUUGAAGAUAAGACGAGAGCGUCAACGUCAGGCGCUAAAGUGCAACCUAACAACAGCGGAACGACGAUACAACAGAGGAAAGUCGGGAAAGGUGGAAAACGGCGAUGACUUGGGGGCAGCAUUGUACCAUCUCGUGUUGUGCGGACAUUGCGUAGACACCUUACAUGAAGUCGCUCAGAAAUUCACGUGGCCCUGGACGCUAAUGCUAUGUUGCCCCGUAUGAUGUCAACUAUCUGGAUCGAUGUAGGUGACCCAUGUGGUUUGUACAGAGGUGGGUUCGAUGUGCGCGAAGUGAGUGUUGUCCUAUGGGUCGCGGCUAAAUUAUGGACCGGUGUCAUCCAUUAUGAUAUUCCGUCCUGAAGUGCACCAUAUGGGGGAUUGAGCUCUUGAUCCACACAAUCGGCAAAGAUUCCACUGCAGCAUGGGUA